Messenger RNA from Aureobasidium subglaciale EXF-2481, 1197 nucleotides. RefSeq lists its product as uncharacterized. The record is from RefSeq and is a predicted model, not a curated record. Bases 1 to 1197 code for a protein of 398 amino acids. NCBI's taxonomy places the organism in Eukaryota, Fungi, Ascomycota, Dothideomycetes, Dothideales, Saccotheciaceae. The transcript has a single exon.
AUGCCUGGGUUUACCCCUAUUAACAGCCCAGCUGCUCAACCUCUAGCAGCUGAGUCGUCUCCCUCUCGGUUACCCUCCGCUGCUGCUUCGCCUCAUACUAUACCGGACUGUGUGACGCCAGAGAAAUCAUCAAAACGUACGCGCAAAUCUCCCACUCACGACAAGGAGCUUCUGAACUUGACCAGAGCGAUCCAAAAGCUCAAGAUACAAAUCAUGACUGCAGGUGGUCAUGUCAAGGUGCCACCAGGACUUUCAGAUGACAAUAGCAUGAUCGUCAACAUCCGCAAGAACGGUCUUCCCAAAGUCCAGUCAAGACAGGGCACGGAUUACGAUGACGAUGAGCUGGAUUUUGUGAUCUGUGCUGCAGGGUGGGUGAAGGGAGCCAAAUCAAAUUGGCAACACGAGGUCACGGCUGCAUGUGUCGGCCGCACUUGUCAGGCAGUGCGUGUGGCGGUUCUUAAAAUGAGAAAGAGAGAAGCCGCAAAACGCGCUGCGGAACGGGUUCUGGAGGCUACUCGAAACCGUGAUUCUAUGGAAGACGACGAGGUCGCCACCACCUCUCAAACCACUCCUUCGAUGACAGAUCGUCAGCUGGAGUCCUCCCAGAGCAGCAGUAUUGUGAACUCUGACAGACAGCCAAAGACCCCAAAUCCUCGUGUCCCGAGUCGAGACCGUUCUUCUGCGCCUACAUCUCUGGGCCCAUUCCUGAAUUUCGCUGAUCAGAGGUCUGCUCGUGAGACGACUAGGUCUCGAAGCGAGGUCUUGGUCGAAUCUAUUUCAGACGAGGACGAUUUCUUUGUCGAACACCAAAAGUCAAUAAUAGGUCCAUGGCACGGCUCGGGUUUCGAGCCUGGUGCAGACGACGUGUGUCCUAACCCUGAGCUCAGAAGAAUGUAUCAGAUCAGGGAUGAGAUGACGAGAAGUGGAGACCCAAAGUGGGCAGACGAUAGGAACCAAGGUGUAGCAUGGGCAGACGAACCCAAACAGCUGUUGGAGCAAGUCAGGUCUCCUAAAUACACAACUGGACUCUACAUGCUGGCCGAUGUUGCUGAGUUUGUCUCUUUUGACUCUUGUAAUGCGCCAUCGGCCCUUGGACUACCUGCAGGCAAUGAUCAAGGUGGCAGCAGUACCGAGCGACAACAACUGCCAUCAUCGUCAGAUGUCAUAGCUUUCCAGCCAAUGGUCAAUGAAGAGUGA